This is a messenger RNA of Cyprinodon variegatus (sheepshead minnow), 2021 nucleotides long. Its product is annotated as potassium voltage-gated channel subfamily G member 3-like. The transcript is spliced from 3 exons. Gene Ontology annotation, biological process: protein homooligomerization; potassium ion transmembrane transport. Bases 745 to 1983 code for a protein of 412 amino acids. Gene Ontology annotation, molecular function: delayed rectifier potassium channel activity. NCBI's taxonomy places the organism in Eukaryota, Metazoa, Chordata, Actinopteri, Cyprinodontiformes, Cyprinodontidae. The record is from RefSeq and is a predicted model, not a curated record. Gene Ontology annotation, cellular component: voltage-gated potassium channel complex; membrane.
UUGGUCAAGGUUCUCCCUACGCUGGAUGGGCGAGGGUUCUCCUCAUGGACUCCUUCAGGCUGUCCCUCUGCCUUCAUUAGUUCAUCAUGUUGGGAGCAGCUCUAAGGAGUCGCCAGCAGAGGGCGCUGUUUCCUCUGUCCUGCUCUUAUUAGUGACAUUAUGAAAUCUCUUUUGAUGUGAGCCUUUGAUGAUCCCUUAAGCAGAUGAUUGGUUAAUAAAUGAAGCAGAUGAUUGGUUGAUAAGUGGAGCAGAUCUGAGGAAGAGGAACGGCAGAGAUGAAGAGGGGAUCACAGAAGGACUUUUAUGGACUCCAGGCUGGCUUUACUUCCUCAGGUUCUCCUGAUCUUCCUCUUCUCCCUCAGAAGGAGGACAAAGAGGAGCAGAAGUGUCUGCUGCUGCUCUCCACUCUCAGAUUCAACCCACCAAGGAAACAGAGCAAAGGUGUGAGAGUAUUUGAGGAACAUCUGCUCCAUUCAUCGUCUCUUUGCCUCCACUUCCUGUCAGCAUAGCUUCUGUGGAAACAGGUCACUGCUCCUAAUCACCCAGACGCAGAUCUGCUGCUGUUGCCUCUGCUCUGCUGGAAGUUUUCCAUGAUAAGACGUGACGGUCAGAGCAGUUUCUGGAUUCUUCAGCAAAGAUCUCUCUGGCUGAGUUGAACCCCUGGAUUCUGGAGGCAGUCCGUCUGCUGCGGAACCAAGUCUGCCUGAAACCAUUGCUGCAGGUAUUUUUUUUUUUUUGGUGAAGAUGAAGUUCAGCAGCAAGCUCUGCAUCCUGAACGUUGGCGGCCGCAGGUUCUCCGUCCCAGCAGAGCUGAUGAAGCGCCUUCCUCUCAGCAGACUCAGUCGGCUGCAACGCUGUGGGUCAGAGCGUGAACUGCUGGAGCUUUGUGACGACUACGAUCGAGACAGGAACGAGUUCUUCUUUGACCGCCACUCUGAGGCUUUUAAUUUCAUCAUGCUCUACAUCCAACAUGGGAGGCUGCGCUUCGUGCCACAAAUGUGCGAGCUGUCCUUCUACAAUGAGAUGCUGUACUGGGGCCUGGAGAGCUCUGACCUACAGCCCUGCUGCCAGCGCCGUCUGGAUGACCGCCUGUCAGACGGCUUCGUCCACUUCUUCCCCGAGACGGAGCAGAGAGGCCUGGAGGAGGUAGCUCAGAGUUGCUGGAUGGAGACCCUGAGGAGGACGUUUGAGGAACCCACGUCGUCACUGCUGGCUCGGCUGCUCGCCUCGGUUUCCGUCCUGUUUGUCGUUGUCUCCAUUGGAAUGCUGUGUGCCAGCACCUUACCGGACUGGAGAGGCACAGCUGCCGAUAAUGCAAGCGUAGAAGAAGAAAUGUGGAUCAUAGAGGCCGUUUGUAUUGCCUGGUUCUCGAUGGAAUGUCUGAUACGUUUCCUUGUGUCCCAAGAUAAAUGUGAGUUUGUUUGCCGUCCUCUCAACAUCAUCGACCUGCUGGCUAUCAUGCCCUACUACAUCUCUGUUACCACGACGAUGCUGACAGGGGAGAACUCGCAGCUGCAGAGGGCUGGGGUCCUGCUGCGCGUGUUGCGGAUGAUGCGGAUCUUCUGGGUGAUAAAGCUGGCCCGUCACUUCCUGGGCCUACAGACUCUGGGCCUGACACUGCGCCGCUGCUACCGUGAAAUGGUGAUGCUUCUCGUUUUCAUUUGUGUUGCCAUGGCGAUCUUCAGUGCGAUGGCGCAGCUUCUGGAGCACGGGUUGGAUCUGGAGGGUGGAAACCAGGACUAUGCCAGCAUCCCGGCUGCAUGUUGGUGGGUCAUUAUCUCCAUGACCACAGUGGGAUAUGGCGACAUGUAUCCGGUCACGGUGGCAGGAAGGGUUCUUGGUGGACUCUGUGUGGUGAGCGGCAUAGUGCUUCUGGCGCUGCCCAUCACUUUCAUAUACCACAGCUUUGUCCAAUGUUAUUAUGAGCUCAAGGUGCGCUCAACCCGCUGCAAUCACAGGCUGUCGGCAGAAUUCACCCAAUGACAAUCUGUUGACUUGCUCCGGUGAUUUCUGAGUGAAAA